Molecule: messenger RNA, 1286 nt
Organism: Phytophthora nicotianae INRA-310
Lineage: Eukaryota; Oomycota; Peronosporomycetes; Peronosporales; Peronosporaceae
Exons: 2
Coding region: 162-1046 (294 amino acids)
Source: RefSeq, a predicted model, not a curated record
CGUUCUGAUACGACCACCUUCAGACUCACGUACGUGCUUGGCUCGUUGCUUCGCAGUUGAGGCACGUCGUACGCACGAGGCGCUUCGCGCUCAAGCGUCGCGCUCGUAUCAAUAUCUUUGGCCAUCGCCAUUAAUUCGCGUCGUGGCGGACUGCGAUACUGAUGCAGCCGACGUGCUGGCUUCCGCUCCCGGCCAGUAUCAAGGCCUCAGCACCAAGCAAUCCCUGCAGUGACGCAGCGAUAACUCAUCCUUCAGUCCCAACAACAGCUGACGACGACGUGGAGAGGGCACUUCAAUAUGGCUGUCGACGACGACAUUGUCGACUGGGCCAACACGCUGCGCUGCUCACCAUAUUCAUCGUCGUUGCAUUGUCUUCGAGAUGUGUUAGUGCAGCCGCCGUCGGAACAUUCCAGCCGCAGCACUGUGUCAAGUGCGCGGGGCUCAAAUACUGCACGAUCAUGAACGGCCAGUACAUGUUCGACCCCAUCGCUGGUUACUCCAGAGAGUCCACAACGCAGCUUGAGAAACAGGGAGUAUGUGAGGACUUAGACGCCAAAACGCUGGCACUCAUUCCAUUCGGUACGCAGCUCCAGUUCAAGGACACACUGGCGUGCCACAAGCUCGUGUGGAAUUUUCACUGCCUGUCAUGGGUGGCCACUACGUUCCAACGAAAUGUGAACGGCACACGUGUGAGCUGUGCCACUACCAGUGGAUCUACUACGGUGCCACUGCCGCCGUGUCGAUCAUUGUGCGUGGAGGUGGCAGAUAAGUGUGUUUAUUCGCACUUUUAUCGGAUGUAUCUGGAUGAGGUGUGUGGGAAUAUUGCAUGCUUGACAGAGACUCAAGAGGCAAAGAACACUGGAUCCACGGAUACUAACGUAGCGGAGACCACGUGUGUGUCUGGAAGCUGGGUGUAUUCUGAGAACAAGACGUUUUCACGCUGUUCCACUCGUGCUUAUGAGCCUCCCGUAGCAGUAGCUACUCGCGAUACCAUUUGCAAGGCGGUGAUUGCUGUGUGUGUGCUGAGCGUCUUGUGGCUGAUGUGACGAAGUGCUACAUAUCCUUGCAGUAGAGGUCUCAGUAGAAAACGGCUUUGCUUAGCCUUGGCUAGGUUGGACAAACCAACCAUAAUACCAUUCAGCGGCAUUCGAGUUGCAUCGUACUUUACUCUCAUGAAUAUGGAUAUAUGCUAUAUGAAUCACGAAUCAGGCCGUACUCGUGCAAAUCUAAGAAGUCGAGUAAUGUAUCGCGUUCACUUUCUCAGCGAGCGGCGAAGGAGUUGCUUC